Messenger RNA from Gracilinanus agilis (Agile Gracile Mouse Opossum), 3228 nucleotides. It is a transcript of the gene STRIP1, whose product is annotated as striatin interacting protein 1. The record is from RefSeq and is a predicted model, not a curated record. Gene Ontology annotation, biological process: cytoskeleton organization. The coding region runs from base 1 to 2532 and encodes 843 amino acids. Gene Ontology annotation, cellular component: cytosol. Lineage: Eukaryota; Metazoa; Chordata; Mammalia; Didelphimorphia; Didelphidae. The transcript is spliced from 21 exons.
AUGGAGCCAGGAGGCGGUGGGCCAGGUCCUCUGAUCGUGAACAACAAGCAGCCCCAGCCACCGCCGCCACCGCCCCCGGCAUCCCCGCAACCCCAGGCCGUGGCCCCGCGGACCGGCGGCGGCUGUGGGGGAGGCGGGGGCGUCCUUCCUGGGGGCAAAGGGCGAGAGUUCAACCGCAACCAGCGCAAGGACUCGGAGGGCUAUUCUGAGUCCCCAGACCUAGAAUUUGAAUAUGCCGAUACAGAUAAAUGGGCUGCAGAGCUCUCAGAACUCUAUAGUUACACUGAAGGACCUGAGUUCUUGAUGAACCGAAAAUGCUUUGAGGAAGACUUCAGGAUCCAUGUGGCAGAUAAGAAGUGGACUGAACUUGACAUUAAUCAGCACCGAACCCAUGCCAUGAGGCUUCUGGAUGGCUUAGAAGUCACUGCCCGGGAGAAGAGGCUCAAAGUGGCCCGAGCAAUCCUUUAUGUUGCUCAAGGUACCUUUGGCGAAUGCACCACUGAAUCUGAAGUUCAGUCAUGGUCGAGGUACAAUGUCUUCCUGCUCCUGGAGGUGGGCACGUUCAAUGCUUUGGUGGAGCUCCUGAACAUGGAGAUCGACAACAGUGCAGCUUGCAGCAAUGCUGUGAGGAAGCCUGCCAUCUCCCUGGCUGACAGCACUGACCUGAGGGUAUUACUCAAUAUCAUGUACCUGAUCGUAGAGACUGUUCACCAAGAAUGUGAGGGUGAUAAAGCUGACUGGAAGACUAUGAGACAGACAUUCCGAGCAGAGCUAGGCUCUCCCCUAUACAACAAUGAGCCUUUCUCCAUCAUGCUGUUUGGGAUGGUGACCAAGUUUUGCAGUGGACACGCACCUCAUUUCCCCAUGAAGAAGGUUCUUUUGCUUCUCUGGAAGACAGUAUUGUGCACACUUGGAGGUUUCGAGGAACUCCAAAGCAUGAAGGCAGAAAAGCGUGAGAUCUUAGGUCUUCCCCCUCUGCCUGAAGACAGCAUCAAAGUGAUUCGGAACAUGAGAGCAGCCUCCCCUCCAGCUUCUGCCUCUGACCUCAUUGAACAGCAGCAGAAACGUGGUCGUCGAGAGCACAAGGCUCUCAUCAAACAAGAUAACCUUGAUGCCUUCAAUGAGCGGGAUCCGUAUAAAGCUGAUGACUCCCGAGAAGAAGAAGAGGAAAAUGAUGAUGAUAACAGCUUAGAGGGAGAGACAUUUCCCCUUGAGCGGGAUGAAGUGAUGCCUCCCCCAGUGCAGCACCCUCAAACAGACCGACUUACCUGCCCAAAAGGGCUGCCUUGGGCCCCCAAAGUUAGAGAAAAGGACAUUGAGAUGUUCCUAGAAUCCAGCCGAAGUAAAUUCAUUGGCUACACACUUGGCAGUGACACAAACACAGUGGUGGGUCUGCCAAGGCCAAUUCAUGAGAGCAUCAGGACUCUGAAGCUGCACAAAUAUACAUCAAUCGCAGAAGUCCAAGCCCAGAUGGAGGAAGAGUACCUGCGCUCUCCUCUUUCGGGGGGAGAGGAGGAAGUGGAACAAGUCCCUGCUGAAACCCUUUACCAGGGACUUCUCCCUAGUCUGCCUCAGUACAUGAUUGCCCUGCUGAAAAUCCUGCUGGCAGCUGCUCCUACUUCCAAAGCCAAAACAGAUUCCAUUAACAUCCUGGCUGAUGUCCUACCUGAGGAGAUGCCAACCACCGUGUUACAGAGCAUGAAGCUGGGGGUGGACGUAAACCGCCACAAAGAGAUCAUCGUGAAGGCCAUUUCUGCUGUCCUGCUGCUGCUGCUCAAACACUUCAAGCUAAACCAUGUCUAUCAGUUUGAGUACAUGGCCCAGCAUCUCGUGUUUGCCAACUGUAUCCCUUUGAUUCUGAAGUUCUUCAAUCAAACCAUCAUGUCAUACAUCACUGCCAAAAACAGUAUUUCUGUUCUGGAUUAUCCUUACUGUGUGGUUCAUGAGCUACCAGAGCUGACAGCAGAGAGUUUGGAAGCUGGGGAUAAUAACCAGUUUUGCUGGCGAAACCUCUUCUCUUGUAUUAAUUUGCUUCGGAUCUUGAACAAGCUAACGAAAUGGAAGCAUUCCAGGACCAUGAUGCUGGUGGUCUUCAAGUCAGCACCGAUCCUGAAACGGGCCUUGAAAGUGAAACAAGCCAUGAUGCAACUUUAUGUGCUAAAGUUACUCAAGGUCCAGACCAAGUAUCUGGGACGUCAGUGGCGGAAGAGCAACAUGAAGACUAUGUCAGCCAUCUACCAAAAAGUUCGACACCGGCUCAACGAUGACUGGGCCUACGGAAAUGAUCUGGACGCCCGACCCUGGGACUUCCAGGCGGAAGAGUGUGCGCUGCGUGCCAACAUCGAACGUUUCAACUCUCGGAGGUACGACCGGACCCAUAACAACCCCGACUUCCUGCCUGUGGACAACUGCCUGCAGAGUGUCCUGGGCCAGCGGGUGGACCUCCCCGAGGACUUUCAGAUGAACUAUGAUCUCUGGCUGGAAAGGGAGGUCUUCUCCAAGCCCAUCUCCUGGGAAGAGCUGCUGCAGUGAGGCUUUGCUGAAGCCCCUGGCACCGGCUGGAGCCCGAUGAGACGCCACACGCCGGCCUGGGCCUCAGUGGCCUUGCCCGGCUUGUGGCCACAUCGGCUGCAGCGCCGCUCCUCCUCCUCCAGGUGGCGGUGUGGCUUUGGGCACCCUCUAGACAUUCAUUACUGCAGAGCCCCGAGGGCCCUGCGCUUGGUGGGGGAAGUUUCUGGGCUUGACUUCUUUCUUGAUGGUGGUUUCCCAGGCCCUGCCCAGGACAGAUGUCCUUCUGCAGAGCCAGGGCGGCCUUCCUUUCCCACAUAGCCCUUGGCUGGCCAUGACUUGGGCCAAGCUGUGCUGAGAGCAGAGCCCUGCGAGCCCUCCAGGCAUCCUCCAGAUUCCAGGUGUGAUCCGCCAGCUCCACCCAAACACCCAGCAUGGUGGCCCGACUCAGUGCGGGCUGAGGGGAGCCGGGACGGCGCUGUCCGCCAGGGCGCUGAGCUGGUUCCCUUUCAGAUUCCCCUCCAGCGACUUCUUCCCUUCCUUCUAACAGCUAUUGCAGAGGCCCAGGCCGGCACUGCCUUAGCACGUCUGCCUGGGACAGGGUCGGGGGAGGCAGGCGCUGCCCUCAGACAGGGCCACGGGCUCCCCUCUGUUUGCCUUGUCCUGUACAUAUAUAUGUCUAUAUAUAUAUAUAUAUAAAAUAUAUGUGUGUUGUGUAAC